AAAAAACUCCAAAGUCGCCGCCCCCCUACGUCAUCACUGCGCGUCCACACAACACACCGCCUCUCUCAGGUCUCACACCCUGAACAUCAAACUGAGCCUCCUCUCUAACAAGAACAAGACAUCUCGCGUGUAACCUGCACUGAAGGGGCCAAGCCAUGCUGGCAAAAACAGAAGAAAGGAAGCCACAGAAAGGCGGAGGCAAGAAGAGGAGACACCUUGGUGGAGAUGGAGAUGGAGAUGGAGGAGAGAGGAAGCGGAGGGGAGGUGAAGAAGGAGAAAAAGGUCAGGGAGACGGCGGCAGGAAGUGUCUGGACGCCCUGAGUGUGGGCUAUUUCCGCCGAGUUGGAGAAAGACUAAGUGAAGGCUUUGAAGAUAACGAGGAGAGAGAGAUGUUUGUUGAAAACGUCCUCACAGAAGUGAAAGGUAAAGCGAUUCUGGUGGCAAUGGACCGGACAGGAAGCAUCACUCUGCAGCGGCUGCUCCCGCUGUCCAGUCCUGACCAGGUGGGAGAGCUACUGGCUGAACUGGGAGGAGAAUCUGGGUCUGAGUUUAAGGCGGUUUCUUGUGACCGGUGCGGCGGUCACGUAGUGGAGAGUGCAGUCCGACAGAUCUCCAGAUUGACGGAGAAGGAGCCGUCUACCACAGAAGAAGAAGAAGAAGAGGAGGUGUGUGGCGCGCUGGAGGCCCAGGUGUUGUCUUUAAGUCAGGUGGUGAGAGACAACGGCGCAGAGUUCAUCAAACAUGUUCACGGCUCAUACGUGGUCCGCACACUUUUACACGUGCUGGCAGGCUGUCUUGGACCCCCACGCACUGAGGCCCGUCCAGGUGCAAAAGAACGUAACAUUGUUCCCCAGCUGACCGACUUUGACAUUCCCACAUCAUUUUGGUACGAGCUCAAAAGCCUCACCGAGACCUUGAUGGACAACGUUAAUCUGAGUGUGACGGAUGCUGUUGCCAGUGCAGUGUUCCAGACCAUGCUCAGUGUGUGUCACAGAAAACGGCCCAAACUCUGCAAACAGCUCCUCAAACGCAUCACGGAAUACUUGACGACUCGCAGCGCCGCUCCAGGAGUCAGUCCGCUGCUGGUCUUUCUCAAGGACCAGGCCUCCAGCCGCCUCAUUGAGACAAUCAUCCAGCUGUCCCACAAGUCCCUUCUUAGUGACCUCUACAAGAAUCACCUCAAGGGUCAGCUGGUCGACUUGGCCCUCCACCCCAUCGCCAACUUCCCCAUACAGAGGCUAACUGCAGCCUCGGCCAAAUACAAGCUGUUCCAGAGGUUGUUUGACGAGCUGAUCCAAGGCGUGGAGGCCAUCCUGGCUUCAGGUCACAUGGGCGUGAUCGUCCAACUGGCAGAGAGCUGUGCAGAAAGCGGAGAGAAACAGGAGGAGUUGAUGCAGUGCCUCCUCAAUGCGUUUCACUGUGCUGAGCCCGGCUCUCGGCACGUCAACUGCCUCCCUCUCUUCAUGUCCCUGCUCACCUACGAGGUGUAUUACCACUCUGACACAGCAGAGGGCGGCACACAGACGGAGGUCCCGCUGACCUCGAUCUGUUACAACGGCUCCCGGCUGGUCCAGGCGCUCGCCAAGUUCAAAGAGCGCUCGCUCCUCCUCAGCAGCCUGCGGACCCUGACCCCUGCCGACCUCCUGACGCUGGCUUCAGAUCCUGCAGGCAGCCACGUCCUUCAGGCCCUCAUCACCACAUCCAGUGACAAGGGAAGAGGCAAGAUCCUUAAGAGGCUGGAGGGUCAGUAUGUUCAAAUGGCCUGCUCCAGGUUGGGUAGUCGAGUGCUGGAAGCCAUUUGGAACAGUGCUUCGGUCAAUCACAGACAAAGCAUCGCACAGGAGCUAGUGGGGAGUGAAAGUCAGCUGAGGUCAGAUCAGUUUGCGCGCCACGUGUGGGCCAAAUUUGCUCUCUCCCACUUCAUCCACAGAAGAUCCCACUGGCAGGAAAUCCAGACCGGCGAGUCUAAGAAGAGGAAGCUCUUCAGUGACAUCCUUGAAUAAAAAUAGAUAUUUAAUUAAUCUGUUAGUGUGUUUGGAUAAAAAAAAACAAAAAUAAAGAACAAA
This is a messenger RNA of Larimichthys crocea (large yellow croaker), 2066 nucleotides long. It is a transcript of the gene nop9, whose product is annotated as NOP9 nucleolar protein. The transcript has 12 exons. Lineage: Eukaryota; Metazoa; Chordata; Actinopteri; Sciaenidae. The coding region runs from base 156 to 2003 and encodes 615 amino acids. Gene Ontology annotation, cellular component: 90S preribosome; nucleolus; preribosome, small subunit precursor. Gene Ontology annotation, biological process: endonucleolytic cleavage to generate mature 5'-end of SSU-rRNA from (SSU-rRNA, 5.8S rRNA, LSU-rRNA); endonucleolytic cleavage in ITS1 to separate SSU-rRNA from 5.8S rRNA and LSU-rRNA from tricistronic rRNA transcript (SSU-rRNA, 5.8S rRNA, LSU-rRNA); endonucleolytic cleavage in 5'-ETS of tricistronic rRNA transcript (SSU-rRNA, 5.8S rRNA, LSU-rRNA). Gene Ontology annotation, molecular function: RNA binding. The record is from RefSeq and is a predicted model, not a curated record.